Molecule: messenger RNA, 1842 nt
Organism: Ochotona curzoniae (black-lipped pika)
Lineage: Eukaryota; Metazoa; Chordata; Mammalia; Lagomorpha; Ochotonidae
Gene: AIFM3
Product: apoptosis inducing factor mitochondria associated 3
Exons: 20
Coding region: 24-1841 (605 amino acids)
Biological process (GO): execution phase of apoptosis
Cellular component (GO): mitochondrion; cytoplasm
Molecular function (GO): flavin adenine dinucleotide binding; oxidoreductase activity, acting on NAD(P)H; 2 iron, 2 sulfur cluster binding
Source: RefSeq, a predicted model, not a curated record
AUCCUCCACUCAGGCCACUGGCCAUGGGUGGCUGCUUCUCCAAGCCCAAACCAGUGGAGCUCAAAAUCGAGGUGGUGUUGCCGGAGAAGGAGCGAGGCAAGGAGGAGCUGGCAGCCGGUGGCAAGGGCAGUCCACGGGCCUACCAGGGCAAUGGCACUGCCCGCCACUUCCACUCGGAGGAACACCUGCCAGCCCCUCACCCCUACCCUGGCCCUCAGGACUGUGUGGAAGCUGCUGUCUGCCAUGUCAGAGACCUGGAGAACGGCCAGAUGCGGGAAGUGGAGUUGCGUUGGGGCAAGGUGCUGCUGCUCAAGGAGGGUGGAGAAUUCCAUGCACUGGGCCACAAAUGCCCGCACUACGGCGCACCCCUCGUCAAAGGCGUGCUGUCCCGUGGUCGGGUGCGCUGCCCCUGGCACGGUGCCUGCUUCAACAUCAACACCGGGGACCUGGAAGAUUUCCCAGGCCUGGACAGCUUGCACAAAUUCCAGGUGAAGAUUGAGAAGGAGAAGGUGUACGUCCGGGCCAGCAAGCAGGCCCUACAGUUACAGCGAAGGACCAAGGUGAUGGCCAAAUGCAUCUCUCCAAGUGCUGGGCACAGCGGCAGCACCAAUGUGCUCAUCGUAGGUGCAGGGGCGGCCGGCCUGGUGUGUGCAGAGACACUGCGGCAGGAGGGCUUCUCCGACCGGAUCGUGCUGUGUACACUGGACAGGCACCUCCCCUACGACCGGCCUAAGAUUAGCAAGUCCCUGGAUGUGCAGCCUGAGCAGCUAGCUUUGAGACCCAAGGAGUUUUUCCGGGCCUAUGGCAUCGAGGUGCUCACAGAGGCCCAGGUGGUCACAGUGGAUGCAAAAAACAAGAAGGUCGUGUUCAAGGAUGGCUUCAAGCUAGAGUACAGCAAGUUACUGCUGGCACCAGGGAGCAGCCCCAAGACUCUGAGCUGCAAGGGCAAAGAAGUGGAGAACGUGUUCACCAUCCGUACACCUGAGGAUGCCAACCGCGUGGGGAGGCUGGCCCGGGGCCGCAAUGUCGUGGUUGUGGGAGCUGGCUUCCUGGGCAUGGAGGUGGCAGCCUACCUGACCGAGAAGGCCCACUCGGUGUCCAUGGUGGAGCUGGAGGAGACGCCCUUCCGAAGGUUCCUAGGGGAGCGUGUGGGGCGUGCCCUCAUGAAGAUGUUUGAGAACAACCGGGUGAAGUUCUACAUGCAGACGGAGGUGAUGGAGCUGCGAGCCCAGGAGGGCAAGCUGAAGGAGGUGGUGCUAAAGAGCAGCAAAGUUGUGCGGGCUGACAUCUGCGUGGUGGGCAUCGGUGCGGUGCCCGCCACGGGCUUCCUGCGACAGAGUGGCAUAGGACUGGACUCCAAGGGCUUCAUUCCCGUCAACAAGAUGAUGCAGACCAACAUCCCCGGCGUGUUUGCGGCUGGCGAUGCCGUCACCUUCCCCCUUGCCUGGAGGAACAACCGCAGAGUGAACAUCCCCCACUGGCAGAUGGCUCACGCCCAGGGGCAUGUGGCGGCCCAGAACAUGCUGGCACAGGAGGCGGAGAUCAGCACGGUGCCCUACCUCUGGACUUCCAUGUUUGGCAAAAGCCUGCGCUAUGCAGGCUACGGAGAAGGCUUUGAUGACGUCAUUAUCCAGGGGGAUCUGGAGGAACUGAAGUUUGUGGCUUUUUACACCAAAGGCGACGAGGUGAUUGCCGUGGCCAGCAUGAACUAUGACCCCAUUGUGUCCAAGGUGGCUGAGGUGCUGGCCUCUGGCCGGGCCAUCCGGAAGCGGGAGGUGGAGCUGUUUGUGCUGCACAGCAAGACUGGUGACAUGUCUUGGCUCACUGGAAAAGGAUCCUGAG